UCACAGCUAGAGAUUCGGCCAGGGAGAGCCGGCGCUGGCCCGAGGCUGGAGAGAGAACUAGGUUUCUGCCUUCAUGGAUACGCUGGUAUGGACGAUUUAGACCGCGCUGUUCAAGUUAGUGGUGACAUCUCGGGUUAUGUCAUUCGCGUGGAGGGAGCAAUAAGUAAUCUGGCAAGACUGAAUUAUCUAAAUCUUUCGGAUGUGCUACGGGCGAUGCAAGAGAUACUGCAAGCGAUACAAGAACGUAUUAACAGCCAUCAAUACCAAAUUGGCUUCCCUUCCCGGAUCUAUAGAGGUCAGCGUGGUCAACCUGCAUUUCAAAUCUCCAACGAGGAACUACAGUUUCUUCUUAGGCUUCGCUUCACGGUUCCUCAAGUUGCCAGGCUACUGGGUGUAUCCACCAGUACUAUUAGAAGGCGGAUGUCUAGGACUGGAGUGCAUAUUAGACAAUUUUACACACGGAUAUCUGACCCAGCACUUGAUCGAGAAGCUUGGAAUAAUCACGGCCUCAGUUCUGAAAGACACCUUACCCCUCUUCAAAUGUGGAGUGGUGGAAUGCUGCUGAAUCAACAGUACACUGCUGUUCAAGAAGUCUUUACCACCCCUGACUCUAACUCUACAGCAUCAUCAUCAUCGGAUACAGAGCUUGACUCUACAAACACUCCUAGAGCACUAACCACAAUAAACCCAUUGGCCAAUAGCGCUGUGAUGGGUGUUGAUUUGUAUGCAGAUGCACUACAAUUACAACUACUUUCUCAGCAGUAACAUGUGUAUACUG
Molecule: messenger RNA, 778 nt
Organism: Geodia barretti
Lineage: Eukaryota; Metazoa; Porifera; Demospongiae; Tetractinellida; Geodiidae
Source: the annotation of a GenBank genome assembly